UCCUUCGGCCACAACACUUAGUGAUGUGAACUCGCAGCGGUUGGACCUGCUAACUGAACGAUGGCCCAAAACAAAUCUGCUCUGAGUCUCCUGUGCCUGUUGGCGUUCGUGUCUGGACACUGGGCCACUGAGGCCGUGCCCGACCGAACAGAUUCUGUGAUUUUCAGUCCGCAACCUUUGGCGCGCACCAAGGCUGUGCCGCUGGUGCAGUCACGAGGGGAUGUCCCGGAGCACGACGGCUUCGACUUCGCCAGUGUCGUGUCCAGGUUCCUACCCACGUCCUCAAAGAUUAAAAAUGAUGCCUGCAGACAGGACAGUCUGGCCGUGUUGGAGGCCCUGAAAACACUGCAGCCGUGGGCGCUUCAGAUGGUGGACGCGACAGCAAAGUUGCCAGCCGGUCUGUUGCACGGCAACAUCAAGAGCUACGGCCAAUUUGAUGAAUGUCUGGAAGUCAUCUCGAAAGGAAGAAGACAGUUCGUCGGCCAAUAUUGCUUGGCCAAUGUGCACAUCCAGGCCUUUGAAGAAGUCACAGACAGAAUUUUGGAAGAGAUCACUUUAGGACGCCGAGCGAAUGAGAUCACUUACAAUCGCACCCACAUGCCGGUGCCCGACUUGUUGCCUUCCAUGGCUUUGAUCCAAUUCGCCAGCUGUAUUCCUUCGUCCUGCACGCCUGAGGACGUACAAGUCACCCUGACCGACGCCAUGCAGUGGGCGGUCAAACCCACAGGCAUGAGAGCUUCCGUCCAGGUUUACCCUGAAUCCUGCACGACCCUGAAAUCGAAUCCAUUCACGAAGGGUGAAGUUGCAAUGAUACUGGUCAUCGUCAUAUUGCUGCUGCUCGUCUUCUUCAGCAGUGCCUAUGACAUAGCGGAGCUGAACUAUGCUGAAAGUGAGAGUCCUAUUGGGAAGGCUUUAGUGGCAUUUUCUCUGCCGCGUAACUGGGAACGACUUUUUAAAGAGGACGUCGUUCAGCCAGGAGUGAUUGGCUCGCUCGAUGGAAUCCGAGUAUUCAGCACGCUCUGGGUUGUGAUGACGCACAAAAUUCUCUAUUACGCCCAGGAACCAUGGAUUAACAAAUUGCAACUUGUCGAUGCUUUAGCUAGCUUGAUAAAAAUGCCUCUGAUCAACACUCUGCUGAACGUGGACACCUUCCUCCUGAUCUCUGGUUUACUUAAAGCCUAUCACUACUUAAGAGAUCUCGAAAAUAAACGGUUCAACUUCAUCUCGUGCUACACUCGACGAUACCUAAGACUCACUCCUGCCUAUAUGGUUGUGCUCGGGUUUUAUGCAACCCUUCUGGUCCGUCUGAGCAGUGGACCUGGCUGGAACAAGUUUGUAGAACAGCCAACAGAUGCAUGCAAAACCAACUGGUUCUAUAACCUCAUCUACCUCAAUAACUAUCUUGACAAUGGCAACCAGUGCAUGGUGCAAACUUGGUACCUGGCAAUGGACUUCCAGCUAUGUCUGUUGGCGCCAUUGAUUGUCUACCCUCUCUGGAGAUGGCCCAACGUGGGAAAAUUCAUUUUCAUCUCAGUUACCUUGCUCUCAGUUUCGAUUCCAUUCAUAACCAUCUACUGUGCCCGAGCUGUGCCAUCCUACGUUCUGGGUGCUUCUGACUCUAGCAUUCAGUGGUAUAUGCAAAACAUCUACUUCAUCACCCACCAAAGAGCCAGUCCGUACAUCAUUGGUCUUGCCCUCGGCUACAUUUUCUACAGGAUGAACACCACCAAAGUGAAGCUGACAAAGGUCACAGUGGCUGCUGGCUGGGCACUUUCCAUGGCUGUCCUAUAUGCUGUGGUCUUUGGGUCGUUUGACAUAUUCCAGUAUGGGCAUGAGUACGACCCAAUGGAGUCUGCCAUUUACGGCGCCCUUCACCGUCCUGCAUGGGCUCUAGCGGUUGCCUGGAUCAUUUUUGCUUGUAAUUGCGGCUAUGGAGGUUGGAUCACCACUUUCCUCUCUGCAAGAGCGUUCCAGCCACUCAGCAAACUUUCCUACUCUAUUUUCUUGACCCACUACAUUGUUCUCAUGGUGAACACGGGAAGAAUGCGCACUGCUGUUUAUGUUGAUGAAUAUACAUUAGUGCACCAAUACCUUGGGGAUAUUUUCCUCGUUUUUGGAGUUUCUAUGAUUCUCUAUCUCUUUGUGGAAGCACCCCUAUUUGAGCUGGCGAAGCUUUGCUUUGGCAAAAAAAAGGGUGGCAACAAGCCUUCCGCCAUCAAAAUCGAGCUUGACACCGUCCAUGUGGCCAAGACUGACAGCCAACUGACCAGAUUGGCCUCAGCAGUAGAAAAACCCUAAGAAUUUGUGUAGAACCGAAGACUUUUUUUCUUAAAUUAUUCUAAGCUGUGCCUACUGUCUACUGUGAAAUCUGAGUGUGCCUGAUGUUCAAGAUUCAACUUACUUCUAUAGUGCUGAUUUAUUUGGAAAAUGGAACCAAACUUAUCUAAAUUUGACGCUCGUACAGCUCACUGAGCGAUGAAAAUUAAAGUGAUCAAUCCUCAUCCCCAGCUAGUAGUGUGUAAAUAAUGUACAUAUAAAAGCUUAGACAUUUUAUCUUAACGAAUGCCACGAUUUUGCCUGUCUACCAUUGUGAUACAAGGGGGCGAAAGUUUGCCUCUAUUUAAGUUAGGUUAGAUCUGAAACUCGAAUAAAAAAGCUUCAGUUGUCAGUGAUUCAUUUCCUGGAUCGGUUUUUGAAAUUUGUAGCGAUGUUUAUGCUUGUGAUUACAAACGUUGAUCUUGCAUAUUUGCAAAUAAACCGGCCAAGUUUUACCAA
Molecule: messenger RNA, 2775 nt
Organism: Cloeon dipterum
Lineage: Eukaryota; Metazoa; Arthropoda; Insecta; Ephemeroptera; Baetidae
Product: nose resistant to fluoxetine protein 6-like
Exons: 13
Coding region: 61-2298 (745 amino acids)
Molecular function (GO): acyltransferase activity, transferring groups other than amino-acyl groups
Source: RefSeq, a predicted model, not a curated record